Molecule: messenger RNA, 2386 nt
Organism: Striga asiatica
Lineage: Eukaryota; Viridiplantae; Streptophyta; Magnoliopsida; Lamiales; Orobanchaceae
Source: the annotation of a GenBank genome assembly
CUUCCUUAAAUUUGGUCCUUCCUUUUUCUCGUUAAAAUAUCAUUUUUUAAAUAUUCUAAAAUAGAAAAAUAACUCCACCCGCCUCUCUCUCUCCUCUCUCCUCACCGCACCUUUCUGUCGCGUACGAAUGGCAUAAGAAACACAAACACAGAGUCCCAAAAGCAGCGUAAAUGCAAAGCUGAGUGAAAAACCCAAACCUGCGGCGCACGAUAGAGCCAUCCGCCCCGAACCUCGCCGGGCCGUGCUGUUGAAUCUGCGAAAAUCGCGCUGUUUUCAGGAUUCAUUUGCUCAGAUCGAGUUUUGCCGACAGCGUUUUCCUUGAAGAUUUUCGUCAUUCCCGAGCAUUUGAAGUACAACUGAGUUAUGCGGGGGCGCCACACAGAGCUCUUCUCGAUGUACAAGCGUGCAUCCUCUAAAGAUCAUCUUAAUAGCUUUGAUCGAGAAGAAAUGUCAGGCGAACCACCAAGUGAUGAGUGGAGAGAUAUGGGAAACCCAUCAUGGAAACGCCCUUUGCCACAUGUUCUGGUGGCAACUUUGUCCUCAUUCUUAUUUGGUUAUCAUCUUGGGGUUGUUAAUGACACUCUAGAAAGCAUUUCUAUAGACUUAGGCUUCAGUGGAAGUACUAUGGCUGAAGGUGGUGCAUUUCUUGGCUCCAUAUUUAGUGGUUGGAUAUCUGAUGGCCUUGGUCGUAGGAGAGCGUUCCAGUUAUGUGCUUUACCUAUGAUCAUUGGGGCUUCCAUGAGUGCCACCACAAGUAGUCUGGAGGUCAUGCUUCUCGGUAGGUUCUUUGUUGGAACAGGAAUGGGUCUUGGUCCUCCUGUUGCUGCUCUCUACGUGUCAGAGGUUUCACCAGCUUUUGUGAGGGGAACGUAUGGGAGCUUCACCCAGAUUGCAACAUGUCUUGGACUUAUGACAGCCCUAGUCACAGGGAUUCCAGCCAAAAAUGUUCCUGGCUGGUGGAGAGUUUGUUUUUGGGUAUCUGCUAUUCCUGCUACAUUACUGGCUUUCUUAAUGGAGUUCUCCACGGAGUCUCCACAUUGGCUUUUCAAGCGGGGAAAAAUUUCUCAAACUGAAGAGGAACUCGAGAGGCUUAUGGGGGCAUCACAUGUUAAAUCUGCAAUGGCAGAAUUAUCAAAAUCAGAUAGAGGGGAUGACGUGGAUGUAGUCAAAUUUUCAGAAUUACUCCAUGGUCGUCACUUUAGAGUGGUCUUCAUUGGGUCAGCUUUAUUUGCAUUACAACAGCUAUCGGGCAUAAAUGCUGUAUUUUAUUUCUCUUCAACUGUCUUUAAUAGAGCUGGAGUCCCUUCUGAUAUUGGGAACUUAUGUGUCGGAAUAGUGAACAUAGCAGGGUCUGUUGUGGCUAUGAUUCUGAUGGAUAAAUUAGGAAGGAAGCUACUUCUUGUUUGGAGUUUCUUGGGCAUGGCAGUGGCUAUGGGAUUUCAAGUUAUUGGGGCUAGUGAUAUCUUGUCCGACACUGAAAAUUUAUACCUUUCUGUUGGAGGGAUGCUAAUGUUUGUUUUGACAUUUGCCUUGGGUGCUGGGCCUGUUCCUAGUCUCCUCCUAUCAGAGAUAUUCCCUAGCCGGAUUAGGGCUAAAGCAAUGGCUUUUUGCAUGGCUGUACAUUGGGUGAUUAAUUUUUUCGUGGGCUUAUUAUUUCUUCGUAUGCUGGAGCUGCUGGGCCCCAAAAUCCUGUACUCCAUAUUUGCAACCUUUUGCUUGAUGUCUGUGGUGUUUGUAAAGAGGCAUGUUAUUGAAACCAAAGGAAGAUCGCUACAAGAUAUUGAGAUGGCACUUCUUCCUGCUGAUUAGGGGCAUUUCAGGCAAGAUUGUCCCACCGGGGGGACAAUGACAGCAAAGGCCAUUAGCAUAUCGUAAUUCUCCAUUAGCAUAGUAUAUGGCGAUGGCAUUGCUAUAUACGGGACUUGCCAAAAUGGUGUAAAAUAUCACAAUUUUGGUGCCAUGCUGAAUACAACCCUCCAUUUUCUGUGGUUGCAUUCAUUUUUUAGCCUCCAUUUUACGUAUAUUUAGUGUGCCUUAGUCGAAUAGGGUUCAUGAUAAAUGUUACAGAGCCGAUACAAAGAGUUGUUCUUAGCCAUGUGCUGUUUGGCUAAUUUUAUUUGUAUCUCUUCGUGAAAAUAUAUAUACAACUGCCUAAAAAACCUCUUAGGAUCAGGUAAAACUGAGAUAGCUAUGAAGUGUAUUGGGUAUUCUGGAGAGAAAUUUCCCCAUAUCAAUGGCAUAUCUGUUUGGUUAACUGUUUCUGUCUGGAAAUGUAAUAAAUGUGUUUCAACUCCGACCUUAAAUUUCAAUUUGAGAAGUCAAUGGAUUUCCUAUUGAUACAGACAAAAAUAAUAAUAAUUGAGAACUCCGUCUUUUGCAUGUCUAA